CUAGGGUUUUAAGUGAUAUAAAACCUCUUUUUCGCUCUUCUUUACAGUCUCCAAUUCUCGCUGCAGCUCCCAUCCCUAGAAAAAAACCCUAAAAAUUUCAGUGAGGUGCAGGGAAGGAGAAGAUGGCGACAGUUCCGGGACAGUUGAUUUGGGAGAUAGUGAAGAAGAACAAUUCUUUUUUGGUGAAGCAGUUUGGAAGAGGAACCGCUAGCGUUCAGUUCAGCAAAGAGCCAAACAAUCUCUACAAUCUCAACUCCUACAAACACUCUGGGCUGGCAAACAAGAAAACAGUCACCAUUCAAAGUGGGGGCAAAGAUCAGUCUGUGCUGCUAGCAACAACUAAGACCAAGAAGCAGAACAAGCCUUCAAGUUUGCUUCACAAGUCUGUCAUGAGAAAGGAGUUCCCCAGGAUGGCCAAGGCAGUCAAAAACCAGGUGGCAGACAACUACUACAGGCCAGAUUUAACGAAAGCAGCCCUUGCAAGGUUGAGUGCUGUGAACAGGAGUCUGAAGGUUGCCAAGUCUGGUGUCAAGAAGAGGAACAGACAAGCUUUGAAGAUCCGAGGAAGGAAGUGAAGUAGGGGGUUAAGUUGUUUUGUGCUGUGAUUUCAUUGUUCUAGACACUUUUUUCCCUCUUUUUUGAAAUUGUCUUAUUUUGGUUCAUGGUUUUAGCUGGGUGGUGGAUUUUAUGUCGGUUUUGAAACAAAAGAGAAUCAUGGUCCUUGAUAGUAUGUUUUCCGGAUUAUACUAUGGUAAUUUUGAGCAUUUUGGCCCUUAAUGCAUUGAGAAAAACAUAGCAUUUGCUUCUGCAUUGGCA
This is a messenger RNA of Theobroma umbraticum, 816 nucleotides long. Its product is annotated as large ribosomal subunit protein eL28z-like. Gene Ontology annotation, cellular component: ribosome. Gene Ontology annotation, molecular function: structural constituent of ribosome. The record is from RefSeq and is a predicted model, not a curated record. Gene Ontology annotation, biological process: translation. NCBI's taxonomy places the organism in Eukaryota, Viridiplantae, Streptophyta, Magnoliopsida, Malvales, Malvaceae.